CCAAAUCACACCCACGACAAAUAUCCGGCAAAACCCGACUCCGCCGAGCCGACUUUAGUGUGCUCGCUGACACAAUAGACUAUUUUGAUUUUUGAAUAGUACCAAUUACCAAACCAGCCCUGACUCCCUGAGGUUUGACGGAGGUUGGGUUGGAUGGGUGGCCCUUCCUCUCCCCGUCGGGAGAACGACGGCGAGGGGAGUGGCGGGAGAUCUCCGGCUCCGGCGACAUGGAAGGAGCGCCCGAGGUCCUUCGACGAGAAGACCAGGACGGCGUGUUGGCGUAAGGCAGCGGUGCUGUCGGGACGGCACCCGGAACGCUGGCGGCAGGACGCCGUGGGCAACGUGGUCUGCCGCCGUUUCUGGGGCUGCCACGGAUGCCUCUGCUACGAGUACGACCACAUCGUCCCUUUCUCCAAAGGAGGAGAAUCCACUGUUGAGAACUGCCAGAUCCUCCAGACUAGGGUGAACCGUUCCAAAUCUGAUAAAGCAUGGGUAGCGCAAGCAGAGAUGCAGGGUUUUUCCUGCGAUAUUAUGUUUACUGAUAAGGAGCUAGAUAUAAUUGAGAUGGCUGUGUACGGGGACGUCAUUCGUCCAGGGAAGCAAUGUCGCUGCAGAACAGUAGCCGAGGUGCUCGGGCAGGUGAAGCCAACGAAUCGCAUGGCUGCAUGUGAGUUACCAGACAAAGGUGCCUCUUAAAAUGUAUAAUUCGAAUAAAUUGGUUUCGACCCUCACCUGUCAGAAUACAACCUUUUGUAGCGCAGUUGAUUCCAUUCAACAGAGGAACUUGAGUUCUUUCUCACAAGUCAUAAUCUUGGGAAAUGGAUGCAGUUGAUCUGCAGCCUGUGCUCAUUCAUGAUAUCUGCUCGUAAACAUUCUGUUGAUUUUUUUGUUGUUACAUAUUGAUUGAUGGCAACGUUAUCAAUGAAUUGGCCCAUUCCAAUAAUUGGGCUUGAAAAUAA
Molecule: messenger RNA, 959 nt
Organism: Zea mays
Lineage: Eukaryota; Viridiplantae; Streptophyta; Magnoliopsida; Poales; Poaceae
Source: RefSeq, a predicted model, not a curated record